AUGGGAACGUAUGCUGGAGCGCAUGAAGGGGAUGCGGAAAAUGUUGCGCCCGUUGAAGAAGCGGAAAGUAAGCCGGCAAAGCGCAUUUGUACGGGUGGGGACAAGGAUGGUGUAUAUGACAGGAGAACGGACAAGCUAAAGCAGAUGAAGGAGUGGAAGAGCCGUUUUGGUGCGUUUAUGGCGUAUACUCAGACGGUACUUAACGACGUACUUGGCGAUACUCGGCCGGAUGCGACCUCGGAGUUGAAUAGCCGACCGGGAAAAUCGCCGAGAGCGCACGCUUGGUGCCGAUCCGCCAUCAAUACAGAGCUCUUCGCAAAUCAUCCCGAAAAAGACCCCAAAUACACAGGCUCUAAUAAACCGCCUUCAGUGACGGAUCCUAAAAGAAGGGUUUACAAUUCGUUGACCGAGGCUCCCCGCAACUUCAAGGAGUGCAUUGACUGGCUGAUAGCCCUGAAGGGAACUGAUCCGGAAAACAACUUCGAGGCUAUGGGUGCCGCAUUACACAAGUUUCUCGCGGACAAGCCGGUUGGAAAGAUGGAGCUGCCAGCUCUCGAGAAAAUAAAAAGCAUUUCUAAAGAGUUCCUGGAGAGUCCGGGGCUUAAGAAUGAGCCAUUCGUGAAACGCAUGCUCUCGAUAUUCAACGGAGGUAUUAGUGGUAUGUCAGCUCCGGCGCAUUUUGCGGAUUCACCUGAUGCUCCCAGUUCUUCUGGUUCCUCGGGUUCUGUAUCUCAGACGAUUAGAGAUAUCCUCCUCAGCAAUUAUGAGAACAUCGUCCAGAGGGACCGUCUCGGUCCUGAAGACAUCGCAAAGAGCUUCGCUCAUGUUGUGGGUGUUUGUGAGAAGUUAUUGGAUGGUAUCAAAAACCCUGACCAGUAUAAUUCCGCAUACAGUUCAGAAGCGACGUUGGAUACAUCAUGUUCUAAACACCCGGACGCUUGCGCUAUCAUAUUCGUGGGGAUUGCGCCAAUGUUGGCCAUUGGCUUUAAUGCCUUGUUCGCAGUCGAUAUAUCUCCACUAAUGGGGUUGCCGCGUUUCCAGGGGUGUCAGCCUAUGUCAGUAAGGUUGAAAGCCGUGGGCUACGUGGAGCCGGAGUUGCACGCUGGAAUGAAUGUUUUAACUUAUCUUAUGGCGUUGAUCCAGAUAGAUAAACGCGCACUUGUCCACAUUUACGACCUCGCCGGCUUCUGGGCUUUUUACUGA
Messenger RNA from Babesia ovata, 1203 nucleotides. RefSeq lists its product as uncharacterized. The coding region runs from base 1 to 1203 and encodes 400 amino acids. NCBI's taxonomy places the organism in Eukaryota, Apicomplexa, Aconoidasida, Piroplasmida, Babesiidae. The transcript is spliced from 2 exons. The record is from RefSeq and is a predicted model, not a curated record.